UUCCUCUUUCCGAACGCUUCGACAUCCGUGAAGCUGGGAGUUCUCAGUGUUAGAAGAAAAAGCUGAUGUGCGGAAGGAGCCACCUUCUCAAUUCACAUGGUCGUACCGUUGAGGUCUCUAAUCCCCACCAGGCACCAGCUGUUUAAAUGAAAGAAACACAAUUGGAUAACAGAAGAGCAAACACCGGGAAGGAAAGAAGAGUUUAACACAGAACAUGGCCUCAGACAAAGACGAGAGACUAGACGAAAGACUGGCACACAUCAAACAAGAGGACUGUGAGUGGGGGGCCCCAGAGGCUUUGUGUGUGAAGCUGGAGGAUUAUGAAGAGAGCGUUUCUGCCUUCAAAGAGGAGAUUGUUGACAUUAAAGUCGAGUCUGAAGAUUUCCUCAUUGGUCUCGGAGAGCAGAAGCAGGAAUCUGGGGGUAUUUUCAGGCCCGCUCAUUCCUCUGAAGAGUCCCAUUCCAGUUUCCAGUCUUGGUUCAAUAAUACGGGACAGCUGCCUACCCAGCAGAAUUCUCUGAAUCUGAAAUCGGAGUUGGAAGAGCAUGUCACUGACGGAAAUGGAGAAGCUGAAGAAGAGCAGUCGUCUAGGAGUGUUGGGAUACAUGUAAAUGGAAAUGGCAGCCUCUCCAUGUCUUCAUUUGUUCAAAUUUCUCCUCCGUGUAAACUGCAACACAAAUGGAACGAUGAUAAAAUGGAGAAAUCGACAAGCGGAUCCAAUAAUUUGACAGGAGCCUCUGUCCAGUGCAGCUCUGACACUGCUGGCAGCCAAACGCAGGGAGAAGCCAUCAACACUGAUCAACAAGAAGUUUAUGAACAGGUCCAAAUUCACACAGGAGACACAUGUCAUUGUUUAAAAUGUGGCAAGCGAUUCUCAAACAGAAGGAGUCUUAACAUCCACAUGAGCGUUCACACUGGAGAGAAACCCCACUGUUGUACAGAAUGUGGUAAACGAUUUUCACAGAUUCGUAAUCUUCGGGUCCACAAAAGAAUUCACACUGGAGAAAAACCUUAUGUGUGCUCUCAGUGUGGCAAAAAGUUCUCCACCAGUAGCAGUUUUCGGAGGCAUGCGAAACUUCAUACUGCAGAGAAACCAUACUGCUGUUCUGAAUGUGGUAAAAGCUUUUCCAGUGACAGCAAUCUUUAUAAACAUGUAAAACUUCAUACUGGAGAAAAACCUUAUUGUUGUACUGAAUGUGGCAGACGGUUCUCGCAAGCGAGUCAUCUCCAGAGUCACAUCAGAAUUCACACUGGAGAGAAACCUCACUGUUGUUUGGAAUGUGGCAAACGAUUCUCACAUGUUGGUACUCUUCAUAAACAUAGAAGAAUUCAUACUGGCGAGAAACCUCAUUGCUGUUCUGAGUGUGGGAAAAGAUUUUUUCAAAAAUGCCACCUUCGAGAACACAUCAGAGUUCAUACUGGAGAGAAACCUUAUUGUUGUUCUGAAUGUGGUAAACAAUUCUCUAGCAGCAGUAGACUUUGUAGCCAUAAAAUAAUUCAUACUGGUGAAAAGCCUCAUCACUGUUCUGAAUGUGGCAAGCAUUUCUCAAAAAUUAAGUAUCUUAAUAGCCACAUGAGAGUUCACACUGGAGAGAAACCCCAUUGUUGCUUGGAAUGUGGCAAACGAUUCUCAUACCUCGGUAGCCUCCAUCAACACAGAGGAAUUCAUACUGGAGUGAAGCCUUAUUCUUGUUCAGAAUGUGGGAAAAGAUUCUCACAAAGAUGCUACCUUCAGCAGCACAUCAGAAUUCAUACUGGAGAGAAGCCUCAUUGCUGUUCUGACUGUGGGAAAAGAUUCUUCCAAAAAUGCCACCUCCAAGAACACAUCAGAGUGCAUACUGGAGAGAAACCUUAUUGUUGUUCUGAAUGUGGUAAACGAUUCUCAACCAGCAGUGGACUUCAUAGCCAUAAAAAAAAUCAUACCGAUGAAAAUCCACAUUGCUGUUCUGAAUGUGGCAAGCACUUCUCAGACAUGAACAGUCUUGAUAUUCACAUGAGAGUCCACACUAAAUCCCAUUGCUGUUUGGAAUGUGGCAAACAAUUCACACAAAUAACCAGUCUUAAGAGCCACAUUCGAAUCCACACAGGAGAAAAACCUUAUUGCUGUUUUGAAUGUGGCAAAAAAUUCUCUUCCUGUAGUAGUUUUCGGAGGCACACACGAAUUCAUACUCGAGAAAGUGUGGCAAACAGUUUUUCUAAUGUGUCUACAAACAUGGAAAGAGUGACGGAAAGCCUUAUUGCUGUUCUGGAUGAAGUACAGGAUUCUAAUUUUAAGGAGUUAACUACUCUGUAAGAAUUCAUAGUAGGGAAUCACUUUUGAUACUGAAUGUGGCAAAUGGUUUUUAAUCAUAAAGCAACUUCAGAUUUAGAUCUGAAUUCCUGCUGUGGAGAAAUCUUACUGUUGUCUAGAAUGUGGCCAAUGAUUUACACAGAGUAACCUGAAAGAUUUUGUACUGGAGAGAAACCUUUGUUGUUGUCAUCAAUGUGGUAAACAGACAACACUGCUCAUCAUAGCCAUAAAAUAAUUCAUAGUGGUGGUAAACCUCGUAGCUGCUGUGAAUGUGGCAAGUGAUUCCUAGACAACAGUGACUUUCAUAGCCAUAAAAAUAGAUUAUACAGCUGAUAAACCACAAAAGUGAACUUAAUGUGGCCAGCAAUUCUCCCGUACCAGCUAUUUUCAGAAACACACAAGAUCUCACCUUGGAAUGGAAAGACAAAGCACCUGAAAUGUAGAGAAUAUGCCGCUCAUGGGACAGAACAAUGGAAAUUUUGGGUGCCGUGGAACUAAUGAAAUGGAGCUUCAUACAAACUACAGAAGGAAGCUUGACUAGGAACGAUGCAGCUGCUACAUGAAGCUGUUGCUGAAAAUAAACCGCUAGUGAUAGCUUCAACCGUGCAGCUCUGUGUUAAGACUAAGAGGUGAGGUUCAUGUCUGUGUUAUUGUAUGCACUCGAAACCACUGUGGAGAAAUGAACCUCCACAAGAAGCCAUACGGUUGUUGUUAAUGUGGCAAAUGAUUCUCACCAAUAUUCAUUGUGAUGGACGACCGGCUACAGACUCCGGUCGCCACCCCCAGGCCGCCAGGAGGAGCCCUCCGGACAGCAUAAUCGUGCCCCAAGUUCCAGCAGGGCCUCAUGGACUUUGUAGUUUGUAUACACAGCCCUGCUGGAUACCUUGGGGGCCACCGGGAGUCGCUGUAGGGGGGCUAGUGGGCUCUUAUGUCCCCUAUAACCCAGGAGUGCGUCAUCAUCACGUGACAGGAAGGAACGACGUGCUCCCGGGCUGAAGAAAGGACUGUUUACCCUGACCCGGAGGGAAUAAGGACUUGUGGGUUUGGCCAGGAACCACUUCCGGGUUGGGGGAUAUAAAAGGGCUGUGGAAAAGCCCAGACACUGAGCUGAGCUGGGAGGUAGGGUGGCGAAGUGUCUGGGCGAGGAGGAUUUGUUAGAGAAAGAGUAUUGUUUGUAGUUAUUGUGAUUUAUGAGUGUGGA
Molecule: messenger RNA, 3491 nt
Organism: Erpetoichthys calabaricus (reedfish)
Lineage: Eukaryota; Metazoa; Chordata; Cladistia; Polypteriformes; Polypteridae
Product: zinc finger protein 883-like
Exons: 3
Coding region: 215-2293 (692 amino acids)
Biological process (GO): negative regulation of transcription by RNA polymerase II
Molecular function (GO): DNA-binding transcription repressor activity, RNA polymerase II-specific
Source: RefSeq, a predicted model, not a curated record